AUGACGCGCGGCCCGACCCUGCCCCCUCUUCCUCAGGUCGCGCCCUUGCCCCGAUUCGGUUGCCGCCGAUUCGCGCUGCCGUUCGCGCUCUACGCGGUGGUAAUCGCUGCGCGGGCCAACGAGCCACAAAGGGCAUCGCCCUUUGUGCCGUUCGUUCGUACCGCGUACCUCGCAGUCGAUCGCGAGGAAGGCAGUGACGGCCUAGCGGCCAUCGUCCCCAACACCACAACGACAAACAGCACACGAGUCGCCACUCAGACGCAGCCGGGUUCGUUCUUUAGUAUCGGCAACUACGGAGGCGCCGAGGAUGACAUCGGAACCAUCGACGUUAGCAGCGAUGGUGGCUUCAACCGCGCCAACGUUGACGACUCGAUCGCGGCGCUCGGCGUCUACGACCUCGCGGCGAGCGACCCUCCGACUCCCGACCCGGACGAGACGGUCCUCGACCAGCAGAUCGCCAUCAUCCUGAACGACCUCAACAACGCCUUAACGGUAAUCAACGCCCUGGACGACGAGGACCAACUGGGCUUCAUCGGCGUGAGCGGCAGCUUCACCGCGGCCAGCGUCGCCCUGCAAGACCUGGUCAUCGCCCAAGAGACUCUGCCCAACAACCCGCCCCUGGGCGAAGCGUCACCCAACCAGUUGGACGCGGAGAUCGCGGCCUUGAACGCCGCGCUCAUCUUCCUCAACCUCGACUUGGCCGGGAUUGUCUUGGAGGUCGACGACGCCGGAGGCGGCGACGGCGCCGCUGCAGAUGGCGGCGACACCCGCCUCGCCGACGACAUCAACCAGAACGGCAGCGGCGGCGCCAUCCGUGUCCUCGCCGACAUCGACGGCGACGGCGUCACCGAACCGGAUGAGGUCGUCGCCGUCAUCAACGACUUCGGCGAUGUGCACGAGUUCAACGUCUUCUUCGACCAGGUCGCGGUCCACGAACGUUUCACAGCCAACAGCAUCGAGCUGAUGAAGCAGACCGUCCUGGGAGGCGGCCCCGCAUCGGCCUCGGAUGGCUGGCGUGUCGAUGGCUUCGUUGACGACUGGUCAUUCGGCGUGGGCGACGAGGUGCGGGGGCUUUCGCCGCUCCCGCCGUCGUUCAUCAGCCGCGUCGGCGCCGAGGGCGUCCGUCGCUGGAUGCAGGGGCUGAGCGUCUCGACCUACGGCUCCGCGGGCGUGCGGGCGAUGCACCUCGAAGACCGCUUCUCGUUCCUGGGGCUCGAUUCGAUCCUCGGUCGGACCAGCGUCAACCAAGAGAACGACCACUACGUGCUCGGCCCGCAACUAGGCCUCGGCUGGGUCGCCGAGGGACCGACGCUCCGCUUCGAGGCGGCGCUGCUGGGGCUCGCUGGCUACGGCCGCGUCGAACGGCGGCAAGCCGGCGUCUUCGGAGAAGAAGUCAUCCCCGGGGCGUUGAACCGUGCGGCAACCGCGAGCAGCACGAGCAGCCGCCGCGCCGACGGCGACGACCGAGUCGCCUGGCACGGCGAGUCCCGCCUCACCGCCAGUUGCCAACUGACCCAGCGCCUCCGCUUCGACGCCACGUGGCGAUGGAUGGUCACCGGGCCGAUCUCCUCGGCCUACGAGUCGGUCGGCUGGAACGCCCCCGACUUCGGUCUGUCGCGCACGAACGACGAUCAACGCUUGACGCUCGACAACCACUCGCCGGUGCAGCAUUCGCUUGUCGCCCUCGCGAUGGCUGCAAUCGCGGCUGCGUACACGGUCGCUGAAGAGCCGGCGCCGAAUCCGUUAUUCUCGUCGUUCAUUCAAGCCCAAUUGAACACCGAGUCGACGAGCCAUCGCUUGGAUGCUGGCGAUUUCAACAUCUUCUUCGACGACACCGUCUGGGAAGAGUCGUUGACGCCUUAUGAAGUCGCGAUCAGCAAACAGCACGUGUUCGGCGGCGGUGAAGCCAAUCGCUUCGCACGCGGCUGGAGGGUUGAUUCGGCGAUCGACGCCUGGCGGCUUCGGUUCGGCGACGAGGUGCGUGGACUGCGUCCUGUCAACGCCGGCGGAUUCAGACCGGGAACGCCGCAAGCGGUCGUUGCCUGGUUCGACGAGAUGCGCGUCUCGACCUACGGGAUCUCUGGCAUCGAGUACCAGCGUGCCGACAGCGAGUUCUACUUCCAGGGUGUCGGGUCGGUCCUUGGUCGGACCAUGGUCAACACGCGAAUCGAUCACGACCUUGUCGGCCCGAGGCUGGGCCUCGGCGCCGUCGCCGAGUCGUCGAUCUGGCGGUUUGAGGCGGUGGCUCUCGGUUCGGUUGGCUAUGGCUGGUGGGAGCGGCGCCAGAACGGGGUCUUUGGUGAAGAGUUGAUUCCCGGCGCGUUAAACCGGCCGGUCGUCGCACGCACGUCGGUGUCCGCCAACGGAGACGACGGCGACGGCGUCGCCUGGAGCGGCGAAAUACGCCUCACGGCAGGUUGCCAACUAACGCAGCGGUGGCGCUUCGACGCCACCUGGCGUUACGGCUUCAUCGGCCCCGUCCAAGAUGCCUACCGCGCCACCGCCUGGAACGCGCCCGAGUUUGGGUUGAAUCCGGAAGACGGCCGCACACUCGAUGGCGACGCGUGGUUCCUCGGCUUCACCUACACCCACUGCCGCGACCUCGUCGCCCGCGGGGCACUUCCGCCGCGGCAGGAAGCGGCCGUUGCGGAGCUCUUCGACCUCUUUGAUCGACACGCGAUGACGCGGCAGAUCGGCCACGGCCAAACCCGCCGGCCGAUCUCGGUCCGUUCGAGUUCCGACAUCACGGCCGCGGUGCCGAGCGACUCGGCUAGGUCGUACGCCUUCUUGCCGUCGAUCUUGAUCGCCUUCGAUGUCGUCGCUCGGGCUGCGGCGACCGAGCACGAACGUGCCGCGGUAUCGCUUCGGCUGCCGCUGGACGUGCUCGAUGAGCUUCGUCGCCUGGCCGACGCAGAGCACGAGCACGCCGGUGGCGAUCGGGUCGAGCGUCCCCGCGUGGCCGACCUUGGCCGCCUUCACGCCGUCGCGCUUGGCGAUCUGCUUGAGCAGCCACUGCACGCGGUUGACCGCGUCGCGCGACGUGACGCCAGCGGGCUUGUUGACGUUCAGGAGGCCGAACAAGUCGCUCACUCCAGCACGGUAGCCAGGGCGAAGCCGUCGUGGCCCUUGGCGCCGACGGUUUGCACGACGGUCGCGGCGACGCGUGACUCGGUCGUGAGCAGCUCGACCAGCGAAGUAGUCGGGGAUCGACGGUUUGUCGGCGUCGAUGAAGACCAAGUCGAACGGCCCGGCGCCUUCUUGCUCGAGCUGGGGAAGCGUCUCGAUCGCCCGGCCCACCCGGACGUCGACGCGGUCCGCGACGCCGGCGUUGGCGAGGUUCGCCCGAGCGACUUCGGCGUGACGCGGGUCGGCUUCGAGCGUCGUGACACGCCCGUCCUCGGCGAGCGCUCGGGCGAGCCAGAUCGUGCUGUAGCCGCCGAGGGUGCCGAUCUCGAGCACGCGUUUCGCCGCGACCGAGCGGGCCAGCACCUGCAGCAGCUUGCCCUGGUUCGGCGAGACGGCGAUCUCCGGCAACCCGGCUUCCUGGCUGGCGGCCAAGGCGGCGUCGAGCGCGGCGUCGUGUUGCGCGAGGCGCGGGCCGAGAUAGUCAUCGACCGCGCUAUAGACUUCGGUGGACAUCGACGCCUGGACUCCCGAGAAACGAAGCGAGCGGCGGCUCGGCGUGUGUACGAACGAGCCGGCGUGCAGGAUAAUCGUCGCGGCGCGGGGAAGCACCCCAGCGCGUUCGCUGCGAUCCAGCUCCACGACUUGGAGAUCGACGAGCCUUCUCUCGAGAAGCUCGACGCGUAUCGCGAGUCGCUCUGGAGCUGGAACGAAAAGCUCAACCUGACGCGGCACACAACGCUCGAAAAGUUCGUCGCCCGCGACCUGUUCGACACGCUGCAGCUCUCGGCCCUGAUCGACGAGGGCGAGCGGGUGCUCGACAUCGGCUCGGGCGGCGGCGUGCCGGGGCUGCCGCUGUCGGUCCUACGGCCCGACCUCGACGUCAGCGUCUGCGAAUCGGUCGCGAAGAAAGCGAACGUCCUGGCGUCGAUGGUCGAGACGCUAAGUCUGCCCGUCACGGUCUACGGGGAACGCGUCGAGCACCUGUUCGAGCCCGAAGCGGGCGUCGCGCCGUUCGAGACGUUGAUCGCACGAGCGGUGGCGCCGCUCUGGAAGUUUAUGCGUUGGCUCCGACCGCAACCCGACCAAUGGGGACGGCUGCUGCUGAUCAAGGGACCGAGCUGGGUAGAGGAACGGGGCGAAGCUCGGCACCGUGGCCUGAUGAAGGGCUACCAACUGCGCCGAGUUGCCGAGUACACGACUCCCGGCAGCGACGCGGUCAGCACCGUGCUCAGCGUCUCGCGCUAG
Cladocopium goreaui is the source of this 4371-nucleotide messenger RNA. NCBI's taxonomy places the organism in Eukaryota, Dinophyceae, Suessiales, Symbiodiniaceae. The record is from the annotation of a GenBank genome assembly.